Molecule: messenger RNA, 429 nt
Organism: Dentiscutata erythropus
Lineage: Eukaryota; Fungi; Glomeromycota; Glomeromycetes; Diversisporales; Gigasporaceae
Source: the annotation of a GenBank genome assembly
AUGUGUAGAAUUAAUCCUUCUGAUACUCCGCAUAAUACUGGUUCUUUGGAUAGUUUUGAUAAUGCGCAUAGUCCACAUAGUUUUGAUAAUGCACAUAGUCCACAUACAGAUUAUGAAGACAUUAUGCAAUACCGGGAUAUGAAGUCCAAGCCUUUGGAUCAAUUAAGAAAAAAAUUCCAUGUAUCAACUUCUUGUUUAUAUCAGAUUUGGAGAGGGCAGGAAAUAGGAAGAGUCGAAUGGAACUAUUCAGCAGUCCUGCUUUUCUAUUUGAAUACAAAUUAUAUAGAUAAACAGAAUAGAACGGAUUUAGAGUCUGAUCCAGUUUCAGAAGAAAGUACAAACAGUAGGGCAAAAAAGACUGGAGGAAAGAAACGGUCCCAAGGGGAUUAUCUCAAGUCCGCCAGCAUCUCUGAACCAAAUAUUACUUAG